AUGGCUGAAGUGAAGAGCAACCAGUUUACUCAGGAGGAGGUACAAAGUAUUAUCAAGCAAGCCUUGAACAACAAAAAAUUUCAGGUUCUGGACGAAGUGAUCGGUUUGAGCCCGUAUAACUAUGCUGACAGUUUGAACUGGAACAAACAGGCUGUUGAACAGAUUACAAAAAGACUUGUGGCACUCAAUAGACCAUAUAAGUACAUAGUAUCGUGGCAGUAUCGCUGGGAAACGAAGAAUAUUCUGGUCGUUGUGUACGUAUAUGCGUUGGCAACUUCGUAA
Molecule: messenger RNA, 282 nt
Organism: Cooperia oncophora
Lineage: Eukaryota; Metazoa; Nematoda; Chromadorea; Rhabditida; Trichostrongylidae
Source: the annotation of a GenBank genome assembly